Molecule: messenger RNA, 264 nt
Organism: Iphiclides podalirius (scarce swallowtail)
Lineage: Eukaryota; Metazoa; Arthropoda; Insecta; Lepidoptera; Papilionidae
Source: the annotation of a GenBank genome assembly
AUGCAAAAACCGUACGGGAAUGGUCACCCGUCCACUUCCCGGUGCACCAAAACAAUUCGCAUUAAAGUGCCGGGCGCGUUACCAACGACGAAUGAGCCGGGCCAAAAGCCAACCGAGGAGCAGACGAACACCGCGUUCGCGCGAACGUACGAACGGCUGCGGCGAACGCCUCGAGCGGCCGACAUGUCAUGUGGAGCGAAACUCGCCCCGCGGUUCCAUAGGAAACCGCUGACCAACUGGUCGCUUUCGAUGGCGUCGCUGACU